Messenger RNA from Exophiala aquamarina CBS 119918, 1590 nucleotides. RefSeq lists its product as uncharacterized. The transcript is spliced from 2 exons. The annotation marks the transcript as partial. NCBI's taxonomy places the organism in Eukaryota, Fungi, Ascomycota, Eurotiomycetes, Chaetothyriales, Herpotrichiellaceae. The record is from RefSeq and is a predicted model, not a curated record.
AUCUACCCAGGUGUGGCCGGUCGUUCCCUGAUGGGGACGUACUUGGAGCAAGCAAACUGGAAUCUUGAGAACGCCGUUGCCGCGUGGAGAGCAGGGCGUGCUGCUUUGAUUGGCCGUCCCCCUCCCCCUCCUCCUUCUCCUCGCCCUGCUGCCUUGCGAGCCGCUUCAGGAUGGGCAGCUGCUCCCGGACAAGAAAGCAGCGGCACUCAAGCGAGCAAAGCGGAGACAGCCAUGAGUGCCAAGGGCGAGAAGAGGGGUGAAGUGCUCAUCCCAUUCAACGACAACUUCGAGCAAGAGCGCCGCGACGCGGCUCUUGCGUUGAGACUUCACCUCGAGGAGAGGACGGGGGAGAGGGGCGUGAUGAGCCCUGCAGAGGCCGUGUUGUUGUUGCACCAACACAACUGGGACCUCACUCAGGCAUCCACAAGCUUCACAACACUGCAGCAUGCGAGGACAGGCCUGGCUCGUACCUACGACCAGAUGAGAAUCCCAGUACAGCGGGAGAUCGCGCCUGUCGCUCAACAAAUCUCAGCCAUGCAGCAGAACGAGCGACUGGCUGAGCUCGUCAACCUCACGGGGCGCAAUGACUGGUACUCAUUGAGAGUGGCAUUGCAGAAGAGAAACUGGAACCUCGUCGCCACAGUCUCACGGUGGUAUACUCACGGCAUUCUCCCAGUGGAAGCCCCCGCGGCCGUUGCCCCAUAUGGUGGCGUAAGAAUGGAUGUUAACCUGAGACCUCUACCACUGCCAAGCAGAGAGUCAACCAUGUCGACUGCGAGAGAACAAGGAUGGGCCGCCGAGCCAGAAGCGUUCGAGGUGCUAAGUGGAGAGCAAGGUUCAAGCAGCUCAUCAGAUUCAGAAGUCGGCCCUUCAUUGCUCAAGCAGAAGCGCAAGCGACCACACGGCUUCAUGGUCAAUUCCACACGUACUACAGCCAAGAAAGGAAUGAGAAACGACCAGAAGUUUCUCAUCGAGUACAUCUCUCGCGGCAGAUACUGGUUCAAUCGGUUUGAACGACAAGAAACCUUCAGAUGGCCCGAUGUCAAUUUCUCGGAGCAGGCCCAUGGCCACUAUCCCAACCCAGACACCAGCAAGCUCGUCGACUUCGACUGGAACAACCAGCAACACUUGCACUGGCUCAACAAUUGGCGCCGCCAGAAUAUCCAACGGGCCACCGGCCUUCAGACCCGCGAGCAAGCCCAGCGAUGGCUGCCGGAAGAGCUGGAUUUCCUUUAUGCCUUGUCCGAAGAGCUGCUCCAAGAGCAACUUCGAAGCAACCCCAACAAGACAGAAGACCAGCUACUGCCACUCAAAGUCGUGAUGGACAAGAAGGUCGAAUGGACCAGGCGGAUGAAUGACAAGUUUGCAGGCACGAUGCAGGCCGGCUCUUCUGAACCCCGACGAAACCGCGAGCCAUCUGCUCUGAUGACUCAGCGCAGUCGCACCAGAUCCAUUGUCGAACGCUUCAAAGUCAGGCCAGAUGAAGCAUACUUUGCCAAGGUGGAGAGGAAGGAGAAACGAGCCAAGGCGGCCGUGGAAGCUGUUCAGAAAGGUGUCAAGCGCCGUCGCGAGGAAGAAGACUCCGACAAA